Messenger RNA from Caenorhabditis angaria, 3569 nucleotides. Lineage: Eukaryota; Metazoa; Nematoda; Chromadorea; Rhabditida; Rhabditidae. The record is from the annotation of a GenBank genome assembly.
AUGAUAUUUGUACUGUUCAGUUUACUGAUUUUAUCAAUAUAUUCCAAAGAAUUGAACACUACAAAUAUGUAAGUAAUUUCAUUUUUUCUUAUGACACGAAAAUUGUGAUUCAGAAAAGAUCGUUUUCAAGUAAUUCGAGCUCACGCGGGAAAUGUUAAACAACUCGAAGCUCUUCGAAAUAUCCAUUUAGAUACUCAACAUGAAGUCGAUUUUUGGUUGACACCGAAAAAAGUUGGACAUCGAGCUGAUAUUAUGGUUAAUGAGGAACAAAUGAUGUGGUUGAAUGAUUUAUUGAAAACAAAUAAUAUUACUUAUGAUAUUAUUAUUGAUGAUGUUGAAAAGUUAGUUUUAAAAGAAAAUAAUGAAAUGGGAACCUUUUUGGAGACAUUUGGAAAAUUGAUAACAAUAUUAGAGGUGGGGAAUAAAAUUUGCGGUACUGUAUUUCAUUUUUACAAAGAUUUUGUGGAAUGCAGUUUGGGGAAGCUUUAAAAAUCAAUUCUGAAGAACUUGCAAUUGGACCAUUUUUUGAAUUCUUGAAAAUCAUUCUGAAUCGGAUCAUUUUACGCUACGAGUUACGUUGGUGAUAAAAUAGUUUUAAAAUUAAAUAUUAUUGUUCGCAAUAAAAGUUUUCAAGUUUCUCCAACAAAAUUACCUUAAUUAUAAAUAAAUCAAAAAUCACAAAUUUCCUUUUUUUAGAUUAAUAGUUUCUCGGGAACACGGUAGAUCAAAUCGACUUUCUCAUGUUUUGUUGAGUCGUCGACAAAGAAAUGAAGGUGGAAAUCGAGCAAGAUUCAAUUUUGGAGAAUAUCAAUCAUAUCAAACAAUUCUUGAUUGGAUAAAAGAUAUCGAAACAAAAUAUCCGGAUAGAGCGAAAGUAUUUACAAUUGGAUAUACUUCAGAAGGAAGACCAAUUAGUGGAAUUAAAAUUGGAAAAGAUGUUCGAAGAAUUGAUAAAAGAAUAUUUUGGAUUGAUGGAGGAAUUCAUGCGAGAGAAUGGGCUGCUGUUCAUACUGUUUUGUAUUUUAUUGAAAGAGUUUGUUUAUUUUCUCAUAUUUCUAAUUUUGGAAAAAUUAAUAAUUAAAAAUGUUCAGUUAAUUGCUGAUUAUGAAGAUGAUGCGAUAGUUCGAUCUGCUGUUGAUAAUUUGAAUUUCUAUAUAAUCCCAGUUGCAAAUCCAGAUGGUUAUGAAUAUUCUCGAAGCGAUGUUUCUCCAAUGAUUCGACUUUGGCGAAAAAAUCGAGCUGGAGUUGUUUGCAAAAAAGAUCGAUGGUAUCGAGAUCGUUGUUGUGGAGGUGUUGAUUUGAAUCGCAAUUUCGAUUGGUAUUUUGGAGAAGUUGGAUCAAGUCGCGAUAAAUGUUCGGAAAUUUAUCAAGGAACUUCAGCAUUCAGUGAAAAAGAGAGUAAAGCAAUUCGAGAUAUGAUUUAUUCAGAUGAAAUGCGUGGAAAAGUUGAUGGUUUUAUCAGUUUACAUACAUAUUCUCAAAUGUGGAUUCAUCCAUUCAGUCAUCAAAGAAAAACUGUGCCAGAAGAUAUUGCAGAUAUUGUGAGUUGGCAAAAUUUCGUUAUUUUGAAAAAUUUUCAAAAAAAAUUGUAUAACUCUACAGUGACCCCUAGUUUUAUUUUGAUAUCCAAAAAAAUCUCUCAUAAAAAAUACAUUUUAUCCAAUAAUUUUUUGGUCAAAUCCUAAAAUUCAAUUUUCAGGAAAGAGUUGGUCGAGCUGCGGUUUCAGCUCUUGAAAAUACAUAUGGAACAAAAUAUAAAUUUGGAACUGGUUCAGAUAUUCUUUGUAAGUUCAUUCAUUUUCCAAGAGUUCCAAAUAUUUUCUCUAGAUCCCUCAUCUGGAGGAUCGGAUGAUUGGGCGAAAGGAAAAGUAGGUGCAAAAUAUGUAUAUCUUCUCGAACUUCGACCUGGCGAAGAAGUCUGGGAUGGUUUUAUUCUUGAUCAAAGACAAUUAUUACCAACUGCAAAAGAAACAUGGAAUGGAAUUAAAGUUGUGAUAAAAGCAGUUAAUGAUCGAGCACCUUCAAGUUGGUUUCAUAUUUUUUCAGAUAUUUUGUUGUUUUUUUUCUAUGUCGCAUGCUUUUUGUUUUAUUUUCUUAAGGUUUCAAUGCUCCUUCUAUUUCUAUCCCUAUUUCUAUUCCGAUUUCUUCGACAACACUUCCAACAACAACAACUUCAAUACCACAAUCUACAUCAACAAUUCCUUUCCCAACUGAAUUUCCGCCUCAAAUUACAAGUACAGUCAAGCACUUAGACGCUUUUUAUAAGUUUGGAAAACGACGCUUUAAAUUUGUAUCAAUUCGAACAUUUUUGCCAACCACGCCUUUACCGCCAGCACGUGUUACAGUACCCGCUUUUGCACCUACAGUACGCUUUGAAAAAAUUGAAAAUGAUAGUAAAAAUGAAAAUAAUAACAACGAUAAUAAAAACGCUAAUAAUGAUGAAUUAAAUUAUGAUGAUGAUAUUGUUGAAGGUGCAAAACGGAUAACAUUAACAAGGCGGCCAAUUAAUGCAAGAUUGGUAAGAAUUAUUUUGAAAAAAAAAUUAUCGGGUGGAAAAAACAAAAAAAAAGUGUUCAAAAAUCUCAAAAAAUGAGAAAAUAGGUAAUGCUGGAGGUCGAUAAAAAUUUCAAUCCCUUAAAAAUUUCGGAACUCUUCCAGAUAAUUAUGAUGUCAAUUUAUUUUAAGAUUUUGAAUUAUGUUUUUAAAUUCUGCGGUUUGAGAGCGUGGAUUUCAUAAGUUUCAGAAGAUUUCUUAAGACCUUUUUUCAUCCUAAGAUUAUCUUUUCGAAAUAACUUGUAUUUACACUUCAAAAUGUUUACAACAGGGUUAGAUAUUUUUCCAGAAAAUACAAUUAAUCAAUCCUUUUCGAUUUUUCUAGUAAACAUUAUAAAUUGUGUAAAUCUAUCUUUUUUGCCUCUUAUAAAAGUCAUAAAUUGAACACAUGUUUGUUUUUUCUCCCGAUCUGUUUUUUUUUUCGGUGAACAGACAAACCAAAGAACGAAAUGAUAAUUCAGGGAACAACACAACGUCGACCAUCAACAACACAACAAAUACUUCAGCAGACUGGAAAUUCGAGAAAUGGUAGGAAAAUUGGGUUUGAAAGAUUUUGUAGAACAAUUUCCUGAUUAGAUAUCCUGAAGUCUUUCAAAACUUUGGGACAUGCUGAAAAAUCAAAUCUGGAUUCAGACGGAAAUGUGGCCAAAGAAAUCGAGCCUCUGAUCUCCAAUUUUUAAAUCGAACACUCAAAACGAAAUUGUACAAUCUUAGAUUUUGACACUUUUUGGAACUUUAAAACCAAAAAUUUCUGAAAAAUCAUAGGUGUUCCAAUCCAAACAAAAAGUAGGGCCACUCUGGAAAUACAGUCCAAGUACAAGUCCAUCCUUCAAAAUCAGAUUGUUUUUUUUAAUUUCAAUAAAAAUAAAUGAUUGCCAGGUGUAUCAUCAUCUCGAAGUCGUUGUGCUGAUCGAAGCACUUGGUGUUCAGCUUGGUUAUCUGCAAAUCGAAAUGUUUGUCAGAUUUCAUCAAUUUAUAUGCGACAGGAUUGUGCUAGAACAUGUCGAUUCUGUUAA